Molecule: messenger RNA, 1023 nt
Organism: Lachancea sp. 'fantastica'
Lineage: Eukaryota; Fungi; Ascomycota; Saccharomycetes; Saccharomycetales; Saccharomycetaceae
Source: the annotation of a GenBank genome assembly
AUGUCGUUGCCCCCUUCAGCCUUGAACCAGAAGAGCAGCCAAGUUUACUCGGUGGCAAGAGUGUAUCAAGACGCUUGUGCCAAAAGGCCCCAAGAGUACUGGGACUACGAACAAGGAGUCACCGUGGACUGGGGAAAAAUUGAACACUACGAAAUCGUCAACAAAAUAGGGCGGGGCAAGUACUCUGAGGUCUUUAGGGGCAAAAGCGUGGUCAACGAUCAGUAUUGUGUGAUCAAGGUGUUGAAACCAGUAAAGCUUAAAAAGAUUUACAGAGAACUGAAAAUUUUGACCAAUCUGACGGGCGGACCCAAUGUGAUUGGCCUACUGGAUAUAGUACAGGAUCUAGGAUCCAAAAUUCCCGCGUUGAUUUUUGAAGAGGUGAAAAAUGUGGAUUUCCGCACUCUGUACCCUAAGUUCACACUGCCAGACGUGCAAUACUAUUUCACGCAGCUAUUGGUGGCACUCAACUACUGCCACUCCAUGGGUAUUAUGCACCGUGACGUGAAGCCCCAGAACGUAAUGAUUGACCCUGUAGAACGGAAACUAAGGCUGAUCGACUGGGGUCUAGCAGAAUUUUACCAUCCGGGGGUCGACUACAACGUCAGAGUGGCCUCUCGUUAUCAUAAGGGACCCGAGCUGCUUGUGAAUCUAAACCAAUACGACUAUUCCUUAGAUUUAUGGUCCGUCGGUUGCAUGCUUGCCGCUAUCGUUCUGAAGAAGGAGCCUUUUUUUAAAGGUAGCACAAACCCGGAUCAGCUGGUAAAAAUUGCCCGUGUGCUGGGAACGAAAGAGCUUAUGGCCUACCUACGCAAAUAUGGUCUAAAAUUACCCCACGAAUACGACGAUAUCAUGAAGGAUUUCCCUCGUAAAGAGUGGUCAGAGUUCAUACCUCACGACAGCAAUCUAAUCAAACCUGAGGUUAUGGACUUGAUAGACAAGCUUCUGAGAUACGACCAUCAGGAAAGACUCACGGCGCAAGAGACUUUGAAUCACAGCUUCUUCAAGACAGAUUACAACCAAUAA